Messenger RNA from Zychaea mexicana, 426 nucleotides. RefSeq lists its product as uncharacterized. The transcript has 3 exons. The coding region runs from base 1 to 426 and encodes 141 amino acids. The record is from RefSeq and is a predicted model, not a curated record. NCBI's taxonomy places the organism in Eukaryota, Fungi, Mucoromycota, Mucoromycetes, Mucorales, Lichtheimiaceae.
AUGGCCGCACCGUCCCAACCUACAGAUAAAGCAAACAUGGAUUCCUUGGUUUACCUGGAAGAAAUGUUCCAGCAAUACGGCCAUGAGGAUGGCAUGCGCGAUGGCAAAGACUCAGGAGUACUGGAAGGUCGAAUCUUUGGCUGUGAAAAGUCGUUUGAACUUGGUCGCGAGAUUGGAUUCUACGAUGGUUGUGCAAAGACUUGGAGAGAACUUGCCGAGCGACACCAAGAUAAAAUUUCUUCAAGGGUACUCAAGAAUAUCCAAGCGUUGGAAAAGAUGGUUGACGAAUUUCCUCGUGAUAACUGCCCGAAUACCGACAUGUUUGCUGCACGAGACAAGAUGGCAGCCAAAAUGAAGGUCAUUGCUUCUCUGCUGGGUGUCAACCAAAAGUUCAACAUGGAAAAACGGUCAGAAUUGAUCUACUAG